Strigops habroptila (Kakapo) is the source of this 782-nucleotide messenger RNA. RefSeq names its product BARX homeobox 1 (gene BARX1). The record is from RefSeq and is a predicted model, not a curated record. Gene Ontology annotation, cellular component: nucleus. The transcript has 4 exons. Bases 39 to 782 code for a protein of 247 amino acids. Gene Ontology annotation, biological process: regulation of transcription by RNA polymerase II. Gene Ontology annotation, molecular function: RNA polymerase II transcription regulatory region sequence-specific DNA binding; DNA-binding transcription factor activity, RNA polymerase II-specific. Lineage: Eukaryota; Metazoa; Chordata; Aves; Psittaciformes; Psittacidae.
CCCCGGCUCCCCGCCCCGAUCCCGGGGCGGCGGCGAGGAUGCAGCACCCGCUGGAGCUGGGGGCCGCGCACUACUUCCCGGCCGAAGCCUUCCCCGACCACCGCUCGCACCGCUACCGCAGCUUCAUGAUCGAGGAGAUUCUCACCGACCCCCCGGACGCCAAGGAGGCCGCGCCGGCCGGGGAGCUGCUCAAGUUCGGGGUGCAGGCGCUGCUGUCCGCCCGGCCCUACCACAACCACCUCGCGGUGCUGAAGGCGGAGCCGGCCGCCGUGUUCAAGUUCCCGCUGGCUCCUUUGGGCUGCUCGGGGCUGGGCUCGGCGCUGCUGGCCGCCGGCUCGGGGCUGCAGGGCGGCUCCGCCUCGCCCCAUCUCCCACUGGAGCUGCACCUCCGCGGCAAGCUGGAGCCGGGCCCCCCGGAGCCGGGCAGCAAGGUCAAGAAGGGCCGCCGCAGCCGCACCGUCUUCACCGAGCUGCAGCUCAUGGGGCUGGAGAAGCGCUUCGAGAAGCAGAAAUACCUCUCCACGCCCGACAGAAUAGACCUGGCCGAAUCGCUGGGGCUCAGCCAGCUCCAGGUGAAAACCUGGUACCAGAACAGGCGCAUGAAAUGGAAGAAAAUAGUGUUGCAGGGGGGCGGCCUGGAGUCCCCCACCAAACCCAAGGGCCGCCCCAAGAAGAACUCCAUCCCCAGCAGCGAGCAGCUCUCGGAGCAGGAGCGAGCCCGGGACGCCGAGAAGCCGCCCGAGAGCCUGGGCUCGCCGGUCGAGGUCAGCCAGGAGGAGUGA